Molecule: messenger RNA, 2118 nt
Organism: Acanthosepion pharaonis
Lineage: Eukaryota; Metazoa; Mollusca; Cephalopoda; Sepiida; Sepiidae
Source: the annotation of a GenBank genome assembly
AUGACUAACAAUUGCUUGCGUUUUGUAAGCAACUAUAAAAUAGACAGAAUUACAGCUUUUUCUGGAAAUCUAUCUAUCUAUCUAUCUAUCUAUCUAUCUAUCUCAGUCUGUUCAUAUCUAUCUAUCUAUCUAUCUAUCAAUCUAUCUAUCUAUCUAUCUAUCUAUCUAUCUAUCUAUCUAUCUAUCUAUCUAUCUAUCUAUCUAUCCCAGCCAGAUUAUAUCUAUCUAUCAAUCUAUCUAUCUGCAUGUUUCAAUAUUUUUACCAAUUUGAGCAUAUCGAUUAUCAAUAUCUAUCAGUCUGUCUAUCUAUAUGAAUCUCUUCACAUCUAUCUAUCUAUCUCAGUCUGUUCAUAUCUAUCUAUCUAUCUAUCUAUCUAUCUAUCUAUCUAUCUAUCUAUCUAUCUCGGCCAGAUUAUAUCUAUCUAUCUAUCUAUCUAUCUAUCUAUCUCGGCCAGAUUAUAUCUAUCUAUCUAUCUAUCUAUCUAUCUAUCUAUCUAUCUAUCUAUCUCGGCCAGAUUAUAUCUAUCUAUCUAUCUAUCUAUCUAUCUAUCUAUCUGCAUUCUGAUCAAUAUCUAUCUGAAUCUCUUCACAUCUAUCUAUCUGUCUGUCUAUCUAUCUAUCUAUCUAUCUAUCUAUCUAUCAAGAUCACAAUCACGGCACCCCUCAGUACCUCCCCACACGGUCGGCCCUCAACAGCUGGAUGAUGUUACGUUGCCACCGGUUUAUGUUAAUCGGAUGCGACUCGAUAAGAAUUUCUGGGUAAUCCAUACACUGCCUUUCACCGCUUUUUUACCACAAGCCUUAAUCACCUUAUCCGGCUUUUGGAUCCCAGCACACUUGAGGAAUCUCUUUAGAGAGGCAGCAGGAAAUCCUCUACAGCCAACCUCAAAUGGCACCAGGGUGCAGCCAUAUCCUCUCUCACGGACUUCAGCCACCAGUUCCUCAUAUCGAAGCAACUUUUUUUCAUGCGCCUCUCCAGUCCCUUCUUCCGAUGCUACUGUCAGUUCACCAAGCAACAGAUGUUGCUUCUCACUAUCAACUAAAACCAGAUCUGGUCUUAGACCAGACGCAAUGACCUCCACUGGCAGUGUUGCAUCAACCAACACUCUCCACUUCCUUGUGUUUUCCGACCUGGUCUUCUGCCUUGUGACAGUCGCACCUUGCUUCAGGAAGGCCACUUUUCGCAGGUUCAAUGAGGACCACCUCCGCUUGUUGCUGGAUUUCAAUCCCACGGUGACGAUCUGUCAGAGGGAAGUUAUACCGCCUCCCAAGAUUCUUUACACCUUGCUUCCGCACUGUUGGUGUCUUUUCCCCAGCGAUGGAAAACACUUCAUGUAUGACUUCAUAGACAGUGACCUGCUUUUCUUCGUGGGAAGCUUGCUCGUCUCUAGGAACCUGAAUGUUGUGCCUACGGGAGCUCCGUCUCCUAGUAAGGCCACCCAUGUCUGUAACGAUUUAGGAAAAGGGUCGACUGACGCGCGGAGGUUAAGCGGUCAACGCAACCUUCUAUCUACGGGAACAAGUCGGCUUGAUACAAGCUGUAUUAUGAAACUCCCUGUCAUGCCAAGAUUCGCUGGAGCAGCUGUUAAAUAUUUCUUUCUUUCUUUCUUUCUCUCUUUCUUUUUCUUUUUCUUUCUUUCUCUCUCUUUCGUUCUUUUUCUUUCUUUCUCUUCAUCUUUCUUUCUUUCAUCCUUUCUUUGUUUCUCUAUUUCUUUCUUUUUUUCACUUUCUCUCUCUCUUUUUCUUUCUUUCUUUCUUUCUUUUUUUUUCUUUCUUUCUUUCAUCCUUUCUUUCUUUCUUUUUUUCUCUUUCUCUUUCUCUCUUUCUUUUUCUUGUCCUUUCUUUCUUUCAUCCUUUCUUUCUUUCUUUCUCUUUCUUUCUCUAUUUCUUUCUUUCUUUUUUUUUUCUUUUCUUUUUUUAUUUCUUUCUUUUCCUUUCUUUUUCUUUCUUUUCUUUCUUUCUUUCUUUUCUUUCUUUCUUUUCUUUCUCUUUUUUCUUUCUCUCUUUCUUUUUUUUUCUUUCUUUCUUUUUUCUUUCUUUCUUUCUUUCUUUCUAUCCAACUACUCAACUUCGAACAUUCCUCUUAAUAAUAAUUUUAAAAUAAUUCAUUUAUGGUAA